Messenger RNA from Mycotypha africana, 2344 nucleotides. RefSeq lists its product as uncharacterized. Bases 232 to 2169 code for a protein of 645 amino acids. The transcript has 2 exons. Lineage: Eukaryota; Fungi; Mucoromycota; Mucoromycetes; Mucorales; Mycotyphaceae. The record is from RefSeq and is a predicted model, not a curated record.
UUUAUACUCUUGCAUAAUGAUAAUGGGGUUUCAUUUAGCGACAGCGGGGAAAGACCAAUUCAUGACUGAUCCAAGAAACCUCUUAAUGAGCUAAUUUUCGAAAAACAUUUGCUGCAUUCAUCAUUACUUUUGACUGAACCAAAUGAGCAAUUUACCUCUUGAAAUUGUAGAGCAAAUUAUAGAAAACGCAAGUAACAGAACUAAGAUACAGUGUAUUUCAACGUGCCGAUUAUGCUUUUAGAAAAAUAUGAUGACGGAAAAAAAGACGGCAGCAUCACGGUAGACGUUGAACGUCUCGUUCCUUCUAUAGGUCACUUUGUUCGAGAACUUCGACUAAAAAAACGUGUUGGCAUCACCAAGGAGCAAUUCCACUUGAUCGGCUACCACUGUCCAAACCUCGAAAUAUUCGGUUUCAACAAUUGGCGCCACUAUGUUCCAUCUGCCCUGCUACCAUUCAAGCGAAUUAAAGAAAUUCCUAGACUCUUUUAUCCACGGAAGAGUCGGUUUGCCAUACUUGAAACUCGAAACACGCUAACUCAUAUAGAUAUGCAGCAGCGUAUGGCACGCAGUUUACUAAGGCAAAACUCGUUAUUGCCGUUCCUCUUCUUAGCGGGUAACACUUUAACUCAUUUGACCAUAGAAGGCAGCUACAACUACACGGAUGAUGUUUGUGAGCUUGACUUUAACCCGCACAGAUUAGAGCUUCUACAUCGUUUUUGCAAACACCUGAAGUACAUAAAGUUUACUAUGAUCAAUUUUUCUGCUACCUCUACAGACGUACAGGCCAUGAUUUCAGUUAUAAGAGGAGAAACAACGGAUGAAGACAAAUUUGCACCCGUUACGCACAUGAAAAGUCUAUAUUUGAGCUCUUUGCACCUGAAGGAUCCAAUCUGGCUCCCUUAUCUUGCUCUUAAAUACCCUCAUCUAGUGACUAUGCAUAUAUACUUCAGCCUUAAUGCUUUUGAAUCUUAUAUAAACGGACAUUCCUAUGUCUUGGAGCCUGGCAAGUGUUUAGAUGCAUUUUCCCAUAUGGCAUGCGAGCUUGGUCCUUCUCUGAAAUCCUUAACUCUUACAGAUGUUCAAGCUUCACAUUUUGAUGGCGAAGAUUUUUUCUACCACCUUAGCGAAACUGGUAUACAAUUAGAUUCUUUACAGCUGCGCUAUCAGUCAGACUUUUUUAACACUCCACAGAAAUUACGGGCACGCCAUGCUUUAACGGCCGAUAUCUUAUGGGCAGUGGUGGAUGGACAAGCCAACAGUAUACAGAGCUUGGAUGUGGACAUUUGGGUGAAUGCAUCACGGCACUUCGAGGAUUUUAUACAGCCUAUCUCAAUGUGCACGCACUUAAAGGAGCUUCGCCUAGCCAGUGAUGAGUAUGGUCGAUAUAAUUUUACUCCAUAUCCUAUUGACGUAAUAUUGGAUGCAUGCCAAGGUCUCACAACAUUGCGCUUAGCCCGCACAGCCAUAGUUGUCAACGACAAACAUUCAGCCAAAUGCAGGCAUCCUUUGCGAAAAUUUGAUGUGGCCAUAUCGUGUAUUUCUCAAGACUUAUUUGACUACAUUUCGAAACGUUGUCCGCGGCUCAACGAACUGGUACUUGAUACAGACACAUGGAUGCCUAAAGAAUUGGAAAUGAACAUCAACAUGCCCAAUCAUACGUUUGAUUACGUCUAUAUUAAUGAGCUAAAUCACUUGCAUACUCCUCUUUUAGAGGGCAAUUUAGGAAGAGGAACCCGCGUCAACCUUUGUGCCAUAACGCAAAUAGAUAGGAUACAGAAGAAGUUAAACCGCUACAGAGAACGGAUAGAAAGUAGAAAUACCGUUGAUGUUGAUAGUGUUCCUUACAUUCCGGAGAAUAUAGAAGAAUUUACGGACUAUUACCAUCUUUACGAAGCUACUGAAAGACGAUACCGUUAUCCGCCUGCUAAUAUUCGAAAACUCCGCAAAAACGAAGUCAAUACCCUCAAAAACUUACUGCAGUUUUAUCAAAACAACCCGAUACAAAUAGAAGGGCCCCGCGUGAAUGAUGAAGAAAGACUUGAUCGCUAUGUUAAAAGGAAAGAGUGGUUGGAUGACGUUCAGUUUGGGCUUUUGCAUUUGACUUGUAAAUCAAUUAAAAAAUUCAGACAUCAUUGGAACGUACUAUACUGGCCAGAAGUAGAAGAGUAGUCCUAUACUCACGUUCCACCUCUAUCACAUCCAACUGUGGGCUCGGAGAUCGACCCAUUGUAUCUUGAUCCGCAAUUAAAGGUGGGCUGCUUGUUUAACCAAUCAAAACCAUCCAAAUGUACAUAAUCAUUUUCAAGCGUGUAAAAAAUGUAAAUAGUCCAUCUUUCGUCUCCCU